Molecule: messenger RNA, 1082 nt
Organism: Microbotryum saponariae
Lineage: Eukaryota; Fungi; Basidiomycota; Microbotryomycetes; Microbotryales; Microbotryaceae
Source: the annotation of a GenBank genome assembly
AUGACGGACAAGUCGACUCCCAUCUCCGUCACAGCCCUGCCCCUGCCCCGACUGGCUCGCACCCACCCUGCUCCUCAUCUGUCGCACCUCGUUACUUCAUCGUAUGCACCCCCGAAAGGACCCAAGGACCGGCUGAUCGAAUCCAACCUGCUCAUACUGCUCCACGGGUUAGGUCAGUAACGUGCACUUCGCGCUGAUCAGUCGCACCUCUGCUGACCCUCCUCCCUUCCGCUCUCUCCCUACCCGGCGCUAGGCGACUCGCACACCCCCUUGUUCAAACUCGGCCAAUCGCUGUCCCUACCUCAAACGGCGGUCCUCUCGAUCCGAGCACCCCUGCGCGUCCCACUCUUGGAAGAAGAAGCAUGGCAAUGGUGGCCUUCCUUCGAUGCACUCGGCGAAGGUCUGUACCCCACGAUCGAGACGAGUUCAUACGCUCCUUGUCGGAGAAAGAGAUAAGAAAUCUCGUCCGUCGGCUCGCUCACACGAUCCACAUGACCCCACAGUGAUCCCGAACCCCAACCCGACCGCGACUCUCCAAAUCCUAACCCAAGUCCUCGGCCACCUCCUUACGACCUGCAACUGGCACCCGUCCCAAGUGCACUUCUUUGGCAACUCCCAAGGCGCGACCUGCGCCGCCGAACUCAUACUCCAAUACUCCAACCCCACCUUCCCCUCCCCCAUCACCUUCGGGUCCCUCAUUUCCAUCUCCGGCCCCCUCCUCUCCUUCCUUACAAAACCGGCGAAGAACUCAACCAAGGUUUUGCUCGUGUCUCGCAAAACGCAAGAAUCCGCUCUGGCGCUCCCGAAUUGGAAGAAAGGGUUCGAAAAGAUCGAUUCCCAUGUCCUACCUCUGCAUCCUAGCCCGAUGCCGACCAACGACAAGGAGUGGUUCGGGAUCAUAAAGUCAGUUCCUCAUUGAAUCUCCAAUGCUUCUGUCUCGGACCUCUGAUCAUGCACUGACACCGUCCAGGUUCUGGUCUCAAGUCUUACUUCGGCGAUCACCGAUGGAAUUCGAGAAGGACGUCUACGCCGUCUCAAGCGAUAGCGUACCCGGAGACGCCACUCGACCAUCUAAACCCUGA